This is a messenger RNA of Lichtheimia ornata, 486 nucleotides long. RefSeq lists its product as uncharacterized. Lineage: Eukaryota; Fungi; Mucoromycota; Mucoromycetes; Mucorales; Lichtheimiaceae. The record is from RefSeq and is a predicted model, not a curated record. The coding region runs from base 1 to 486 and encodes 161 amino acids. The transcript is spliced from 4 exons. Gene Ontology annotation, biological process: L-tryptophan biosynthetic process.
AUGCCCUAUGAUCGUGAUGGAGCUCCAAGAUCAACCGCAACGCUCCCACAGAAUACCAUAAACGGUGCCUUGCUGAAGCUUCAUUGCUAUACAAAGUGUAUGUUGUCGUCCUUGACCUUUACGCGAGGUGGUCCUUUGACGGCUGUGAAACGUGAGCUUGAACCUAUCAGAUAUGCAAAGCUCGCUGGAUCGCCUUCAUUUUCCUGGUGGUGCCAAGGGCCAUUUUGGCUCAAGGUGAAUUACUGGAUUCCAUUGGCCUCUGACGCCAUCUUUAUGCUUUGCGACACCCAACGUGCUGAACACCUGAUGCUUGUCGAUCUCGGUCGCAAUGACGUCAAUCACAUCUGCAGACCAAGAAGUGUCAAGGUUGACAAGAUUAUGCGAAUUGGAUCUUAUUCUCACGUCAUGCAUAUGGAUGUCUCGACUUCCGUUGCACCCAAGAUUCGUGGUUUGCAGAAGGAAAAGCGUGGCAUUUAUGAUGGGUAA